AUGGGUCGUGAUCGUGGUUCCGGAUGUUUGUAUGUUGGCAACUUGCCUCCAGACUGCCGUUCUCGUGAUCUUGAAGAUGUUUUCCACAAAUAUGGCAGAAUCAAGUUCUGUGACGUUAAGAACAGAAACCAUCGUGGUGGAGUCUCGUUCGGCUUUGUCGAAUUCGAUGAUCCAAGGUAAGUACUUUUAUUUGGCAUUGUUUUUGUGUUUAGAUGUUUGGGAAGCUUUCUCUGGCUUUGGUUCAUGAAUUUUCGUUUUACAAGGCCAAUUUUAAGGUCAACCUUAAUAUAAUUUGUGGUAAGAAAGCUUUACACUAUCUAGACCUUUAUUUUUUGUUCUGUUUCGGUUAGUUUAUGUUUUGUGUGUUGUUAAAAUUAGGGCCCAACAUUUGAAUUUUGAAAUUUUGAGCGGAAAAUGAUGUUGUAGUAGGUUGGAUAGAAAGGAGGGUAUCUGUUGAUGAUACAAACCGAUAUUUCUAAAAAUUUACAUAAAGCUUCUCUAACAUCUUUUAAAAAAUUUUACAAAUAAUUAUAUUGUUUUACUCAAAAUUGACUGAGAAUCUAUCAAAAACAUCUUAUCACCUUUUCAACCUACGAUAACAUUACUUUUUUGUAAUUUAAAUACUAAUAAGCUUGUUGUUGUGUUGUUUAUCUUGAAAACUGUCUUACUAAAUUGUGUAUCGUUGUAGUAGCAAGUUGGAUUGUUCAAUCAAUCAAGGGAUAUCAUGAGAUUAGGGACAAGAACAAUAUAAAUCUACUGUCUAAACUUAUCAACCAGAAUCUUUGGGAAAAAACUCGGCUUAACGGGACAAUAUUGGUAUCAUAAAGCACUCGAUGUCAACAAUGACAAACUAGGACACGUGAUAUCAAUAAUGCCAAGCCGUCAUGUUAACUUUGCCAAGCUAGGACUCAAUCUCAAUUCUACCUCAUAGGACAAUAUAUAUUGGAGUGAGCGUUGGCAUAGAGAGUAAAAAUGAAAGAUGAGAUGCAAUUCUUGUUUUUCAUUUUUACUUUCUAAUGAAUUGGGCAAAUGUUGGGGAGUUGGAGCAAAUUUUGGCUCAUUUCUGGGACAUAUUGCGGAUUUUACGCCAUUUUCUGGACAGUUUGCCUAUUCAAUCACUAUUUUUGGAUCUCUACCAUUCAAAUUUUAUUCCUCAAACACUUCUCAUUCAAUUGUCGACUAUUGAGCAUUGUUUUGGAAACAAGUGGUCAAUUACAAUAUCAUUUGUCAGCUAGGACAAUAUCGACUAAAAUUCAUCUUCUUUCAAUCAAUUUGGGCUCAAAGUACAAUCAAAAUCUAUGAACAAGCGAGUGUGAACAUUGACAGGAGCCUAAUGUAAUAUACAUGUCAACGUUUCGGCUUUAAAAGUUGAAAUUUUUGUUUUACAAAACGAAAAUUUUACUCUUAAGGUCGAAAUGGGUCAAAAUAUCAAAACAUUCUAAUUUUUUUCUCUUUCAGAGAUGCCGAAGACGCUCUUCGCGGCCGUGAUGGUUACGACUUUGAUGGGCACAGACUGAGAGUCGAAGAAACUCGUGGCAAUGGUCCUCGUGGUCCCGGUGGUAGACCAUUGAAUGGUCCCGAUGACAGAAGAAGAGAGCGUGGACGCUUUGGUGGAGGUGGCGGCCCAAGAAGACGCGGCCACAGAAUCUAUGUAUCAGGAUUGCCACCAACUGGAUCAUGGCAAGACCUGAAGGAUCAUAUGAGGUCGGUCGGGGAGAUUGUUUGUGCUGAUGUCAACAGAGAUGGAACAGGAAUUAUCGAGUUUGCCAGAUACGACGACGCCAAGUACGCCGUCAAGAAGAUGGAUGACUCCAAGUUUACAUCGCAUGAGGUAAUGUUUUGACAUUUUUUAAUGAAAAAACAUCAUUUUUUAAAAUUUAAAAAGAAAUUGAUGUUUUCGGCCUAUGAUGAAAUAGUGUCAUGCUAAUCAUGAAAGAGAAAUCGGUUUCUCGCUCCCCAUGUUGCAAAAAACACGUCCUGAGGUCUAUAAAAUGAUAUUUCAAGUUGAACUCCAAAAAAUUGAAAUGUUAUUUUAUUAAGAUUUUUUCAAUUUUUUCAUAUUUUUAAUGAUUUAACCCUAAUUUAUAUAUUUUCAGGGCGAAACUUCGUACAUUCGUGUGUCAGAGGACAGUCCAAGACGCUCCCGCACUCGCUCCCGAACACCCCGUUCCAGAAGCCGCUCCCCACGUCGUUCGGAACGCCGCUCUCCCGUCUACAGCGACCGUUCCGCGUCCCGAUCUCGCUCCCGUUCACGCUCUUAA
This is a messenger RNA of Bursaphelenchus okinawaensis, 2261 nucleotides long. Lineage: Eukaryota; Metazoa; Nematoda; Chromadorea; Rhabditida; Aphelenchoididae. The record is from the annotation of a GenBank genome assembly.